Messenger RNA from Cajanus cajan (pigeon pea), 1253 nucleotides. Its product is annotated as RING/U-box superfamily protein. Lineage: Eukaryota; Viridiplantae; Streptophyta; Magnoliopsida; Fabales; Fabaceae. The record is from RefSeq and is a predicted model, not a curated record.
AUAAGGACUCGCUCAAAACCAACCCACCCCACUCACCAUCUACUACUCAUAGAAAACCAUUGACAUACCUCCUUGAUUCUCUCUUUACAUUUUGUCCUCUAGAAUCCCACCUCAACCAAAAAAAAUAAAUAAAAAGUAACAACAACAGCAACAAAAGAAAAAAAAAAAAAAAGAGAAAAAAGGAAAAAGAAAAAGAAACAACAUUACCAAGCUUCAUUCGCCCCCCUUGUAUGAACUCAAACCCCUCUCCUCCAUGCAAACAACGAAGAAGGAAAGGUCCGGAAUAAGGCAGUCCCGGAGCCCUCAGUCCUCCGUUCGUUCCCGUCGUCGUCGUCGCCGCGGCCAUGUCCACGUCGGAGUACGAAAUGGCACCGGCCGCUCCGCCGUACAACACCCCGCCGGCGCUGAUAGCCUUCACGCUUGGCAUCCUGGUGGUGUGCUUCGUGGCCUUCAGCAUCGUGUACUUGUGCAAGUACUGCUUCACCAGCGUGAUCCAAACGUGGGCCUUCCAACGCACCGCAUCGGGCUCCCUCGUUCGCCUCACGCCCCACCGCUCCCCCCCUCGGGGCCUCGACCCUUCCCUGCUCCAUCUCUUCCCCACCUUCCCCUACUCCUCCGUCAAGGGCCUCCGCAAGGAGAAGUACAGCCUCGAAUGCGCCAUCUGCUUGCUCGAGUUCGAGGACGACAACAUGCUCCGCCUCUUGACCCUCUGCUGCCACGUCUUCCACCAGGACUGCAUCGACCUCUGGCUCCGCUCCCACAAGACCUGUCCCGUUUGUAGACGUGACCUUGACCACCCAGCUGUCGACGAGCCGCAGAAGCUCGUCGACCCAGAGGACGUCCUGGUCACGUCCAUCAACCAGGACGUUAGGAUAGACGUGAGAGAAGACAAUGAUAAUAAUAACAACAAUGACAAUAACAAUAAUAACGACAUUAACAACAAUAAAAAUCAAAGACAAGGACAAGGAGAAGAGGCUGCAGAAGGUGGACAUGAAAUUCAAUUUCAACCGGAACAAACGUUUGUACGGUCGCACUCCACGGGGCACUCGAUAGUUUUGAUUAGAGACGAGGAGGGUGAGGGGAAGGGUGAUGAUAAGUAUACAUUGAGGUUGCCGGAGCAUGUUUUGAGAGUGAGGCAUAAUUGUACGAGGAGCUGUGCGAGUUUUAAGGAUGCUGAACCUUGUAGUAAUUGUGGCUUCGUUCAACCCCGAUCACCCGGGUGCUCCUCCCCUCCCCAAACUCAAGAACCUUGA